AUGAGGGAGAAGUUUGAUAAAUACUGGGAGGAGUAUAGCGUGAUUCAUGCAAUGGGGGCUGUCUUGGAUCCUAGGAUGAAGUUAAAGCUUUUGAAGCGUUAUUAUGGUGAGCUUGAUCCAUUCACCUCCCAAGAAAAAGUUGAUCAUCUUGAGGAUCAGCUUAGGAAGAUCUUUGAUGAGAAUAGAAGACAGCUCUCUUUGACCCCUGUUGUGAGCUUUACAAGACCAUAUUCUCGUGCUUCUGAGCAAGGAACAGAGACCGAGAACUUUGGUGUGUUGGAUGAUUUGUUUGAGUUAGAUGAUAUUCCAGAGACUGCGGAACCAGGAAAGUCAGCAUUGGAUAUAUAUUUAGAGGAACCAAAACUAGAAAUGAGAGCUCAUCCUGAUUUGAAUGUGUUGCGAUAUUGGAAAGAGAACAUACAUCGUUUUGGCGCACUAGCAUUCAUGGCAAUGGACAUUCUCAGCAUUCCUAUUACCACUGUGGCUUCUGAAUCUUCUUUCAGUAUUGGAGCUCACGUAAUAAGCAAGUACAGAACUCGCCUUAUCCCUAGAAAUGUGCAAGCUUUAUUGUGUACUCGGUCUUGGAUUCAUGGCUAUAAAGUUGAUGGUGAAGAUGAUGAAGAUGAGAUAGUCAUUAUCCGAGAGGCUCCAAGUCAAGCACUAACAACUCCAAAUCAAGACCAUCUUGAUGUAGCUAUAACUCGUUUAAGUUAUGUGUAUUGUGUUGUAGUUAUGGUGCAGCUUGAUAUAGCUGGUUUGUGA
Molecule: messenger RNA, 762 nt
Organism: Brassica oleracea var. oleracea
Lineage: Eukaryota; Viridiplantae; Streptophyta; Magnoliopsida; Brassicales; Brassicaceae
Product: zinc finger BED domain-containing protein RICESLEEPER 2-like
Exons: 4
Coding region: 1-762 (253 amino acids)
Molecular function (GO): DNA binding; protein dimerization activity
Source: RefSeq, a predicted model, not a curated record